ACAUACCACUUCUACUUGCUGUUGCUACUACUCACUCGCCACAAAUAGCUCAACGAUUUGGUUUCACACUUACUUAAGCACAAUGUAAUUGAAAUGUGUAAAUGUCCGUUAAUACAAAGAACAAUUGUUUCAUCUCCAAUUAUUACAAUAAAGAAUACAAUAUGUCUAGGUCAUAAGAAAUCAUGUAAUUGUUGUUGUUGUUCUAAUUCACAACCGGCAUGUUUCAAAUAUGUGCAACCAGAAGUUCCAAAAUCAUUUAAACCAAUACGUAGUUAUCGCAAAAAUAAUGUUUCCAUGGACACAAAUACAACUUACAAGUUGUCUUAUUGGGAAGGUUCGAGAUUUCUCACCAAAAUAAAAUCAAUUAAGAAAGAUGACUCCUUAACAGUUGGUGAUGGUGAAAUUAAUGACGAUACUAUCUACAAAUUAAGUUUCUUCGGAAAUUGGAAUGUAAUUAAGGAAAUUCCAAAAAUAAAAAGGAAAGCUAGACAGUGGUUAGGGAGAGGGCCAAUGCAGGAUGUUACCACUAAUAACGAUGCUUAUACAUGGAAAUAUAUAUCUCGAUCAAAGCCUUCUAAAAGAUCCAACAACAUCUACUGUUCUCGUGCUCCACUGACUGAUGAUACUACUUACAAGUUAAGUUAUAUUGAUUCAAUCGGUCACAUGCCAGUGCCACAAUCUUUUAAGCCCCAAAAUGUAUACAGCAAGAAUGACGUUCCAAUGGAAGAAUGCACUACUUAUAAACUUAGUUACUGGCCUUACGAAAUACCAUCAAAGGAAAUAAUUCCAUGGAAUCAAAAAAUCGAGUAUCAGGUACCAUCAACUUCUAUUGAAGAUUAUACAACAUAUAACUUAAGUUACUGGCCGAAUAAUGAACCUGUCCGAAAGCCAAUUAAUCACGUUCUUAAGCAAACAGAAAAUAUACUGAAUGUGAGUGACAAUUUUGACGAUAACACUACGUACAAUUUAAGUUACUUCAGCUGUGGAGAAAACACUCAAAGAAGACCAAUAAAACCAGUAGUUCAACCAAUGGCCUUUUUUUCGUGUCCUUUGUCGGAUGAUACAAUCAACCGAUUAAGUUACUUAGGAAAUUGGAAUGUUAAAUCAGAAAAACCUUACAUUCCGAGUUCUUGCAAAAAUCGAUGGUUUGGACGAGGACCAAUACAAAGUGUAACUACCCAACAACAAGAUUUCACUUGGAAAUUCCAAGAAGUCGAAUCUGCUGUUUCCAAACCCAAAGACAAUUUCGGCUUUUCAUCUUCUCCUCUUGAAUCUUCUACAACUCAUAAAUUAUCGUACUUUCCGAAUGAUUUCAAAGACUUGAUAAAAAACAAGUCUUUUAAACCUCCAAUGUCACGCGUGUACCAGCCUCCUGAUGUUCCUUUCAAUGGAGAAACAACGAUGCAACUGAGUUAUCAACCUGUAGAGGCUGUCAUACCUCAAGGAAAACCGUGGGCCACUGGUUCAGGGUAUCACCCACCUUUUAUUCCUAUGGAGGAUAACACCAUAUACAAUCAGAGUUACAUACCACCUGGUACUCUUGAGCCUGUAUCAUGCGACAAAUCCCAUCCUCCAUUGUCAAACAUGUGUCAAGCUACGUGUACACCUUCUUCACAUUCGUUGUCAUCUAUGAGCAAACUGUGUUGUACUCAUUGUCCGUCGUAAUGUCAAAUUUUCUUUCUCAUCUGAUAACUUUUUAGAAUUUAUUAUUUUUUUUUUUUUUUAUAACUAGUUAUUUUAUCUCCAUUUUUGGAGUAAUUUAUUUGAUUACUG
Messenger RNA from Chelonus insularis, 1773 nucleotides. RefSeq lists its product as uncharacterized. NCBI's taxonomy places the organism in Eukaryota, Metazoa, Arthropoda, Insecta, Hymenoptera, Braconidae. Gene Ontology annotation, cellular component: centriole; cytoskeleton; ciliary basal body. The transcript is spliced from 13 exons. Gene Ontology annotation, molecular function: microtubule binding. The record is from RefSeq and is a predicted model, not a curated record. Bases 94 to 1665 code for a protein of 523 amino acids.